AUGGAAUUACUGAAGCAGAAGGAAAAAAUAACGAAAAUUGCUGAAAAAGACGGGGAAGUAAUAUAUGAAAUACCGGAAAUUCAUGUGAAUGAUGCUGAAAACUAUGGUAUAAAACAGGAUUCGUUAUUCGCGGAAUCAUGGACUGAGGAGCAGAAAAAUUUGCCAAAUUCAAAAGUUCUAAAAUUGAUGGAGGAACAGAAAAAGGAAGCACUCCGAUUGGAAGCUGCUGCAAAAGCCAGCAAAACGAAAUCGGUGGUGAUUGAAUCGGAUCCUCAGAAAAUUGAAAUUAAUAAGCUUUUGGCUGAAGGUAGUUAA
Messenger RNA from Gongylonema pulchrum, 315 nucleotides. Lineage: Eukaryota; Metazoa; Nematoda; Chromadorea; Rhabditida; Gongylonematidae. The record is from the annotation of a GenBank genome assembly.